GACUUCAGUUACAAGGCCGUUUCGUAGACGUCAGCACUGUCGCGUAUGUGGGCUUUGGAGAUGCGUAAAGAAGUUGGAAGGAAAUAAAUUCAGUGAAUUGUGCGUACUUAUGGAGUAAAUGAACAAGCAAUGUUUUUUACUUUCGACGACAUUUAGCAACGCAAUGGAAUACGUUAUCAGUUUUUCACUUUCUUUUCGGAGUUCGUGUGAGAAUUAGAGGUGACGAAGAUGAAGGAUUUUCUCUUCUGUGGAUGGAACCAUAACUGCAGACCAAGCUGUGAGCGAUAACUGCCCCACCUGCCCCGCUCCACCCUCAGAAACAGAGCGAUUUGAAUCGUGAGGCGACGGGCAGUUGGGCAGCCCGCGGGGGCUGGAAGGCUGCGACCCCACUAUGUUUGCCAAGCUGAAGAAGAAGAUCGCCGAGGAGGCGGCCACAGCCCCCCGGUCGGCUGGCCGCAUCCCCCGCUCCGUCAGCAAGGAGUCCAUCACCUCCGCCGGUGCCGACUCUGGCGAUGACUUUGCCUCUGAUGGCAGCAGCUCCAGAGACGACCUCUCCUCCCAGCUACUCAGACGGAAUGGGCAGAUCCGCAGGCUGGAGGCCAAGCUGUCAGACUAUGCUGAGCAGCUUCGAGUUCUGCAGAAGACAAAAGAGAAGCUCGAAAUCGCGUUAGAAAAACACCAGGAUUCAUCCAUGAGGAAGCUACAGGAGCAGAACGAGAGCUACCAGGCCAGCAGAGCCAAAAUGGCCGAAGGGAUGGCCCUGGCGCUGGCCAAGAAGGAUCAGGAGUGGAAGGAGAAGAUUGCUGCUUUGGAGAAGUGGAAUGUGUGUAGAGGCGACGCGCUGGGCCUCACCAGCCCCUCCCCCUGCCCCUCCUCCCACCCAUGCGGGCCGCAGGAGAAGGGUGAGCUGUCCACACAGCUGGGCGACCUGACCGAGCAGAGCCUCAGCCUGUUCCGGAAGAGGGAUGACCUGGACGAGCUGGAGGGCUUCCAGCAGCAGGAACUGGCCAAGGUGAAGCACAUGCUUUUGAGGAAGGAGGAGCAGCUGGGUCAGAGGGAAGAGGAGCUACGGCAGCAGUCUGGCGACCUGCAGGAGGCCCGCAGGGUGCUGGCCGAGGCCCAGGACAGGGUGCACCUGCUGGAGGAAGAGCAGCAGGAAAACCUGAGGCUCAACCAGGAGCUGCAGGCCGAGAGGGAGAAAUUCCUCGGUCUGAGGGAGGAAGCGGAGAAGAAGAUCUCUGAGCUGGAGGGGAGGAGCGAGGAGCUCCAAGAUGCCCUCCAGCGGGUCACCGAGGACUUCCAGAAGUCACUGAGCAGCGCGGAGCAGGCGCUCAGCUCGACGCAGGCUGACCAUCAGGCCUUGAAGCUUCAACAUGAGCAGCACAAGCAGAAGGUGGCUGUGGCCGAGGAGGAGAAAGACCGGCUGGUGUGGGACUUACAGGGGAAGGUCUGCUCACUGGAGAGACGCUUGCAGGGCAACCUCACGGAGGACGAGCACCUGGAGGAGCUGCUGAAGGAGAAGGGGGCGCUGGAGCAGAAGGUGGAGGAGACGCGGGCGGAGCUGCUGGAGGCACGGACGAGCCACGCCACAGCGCUCAGCACCCUGGAGGCGCAGAUAUCCAGGCUCAAUGGCUCGUUGGCGGAACUGCAGGUGCUGCUGGGAACCAAAGAUGACAGUUUGAGGUCCCUCAGAGAGAGCUCAGAGGCACAGAUCAAUGCCCUCGAGCGGCAGGUGCAUGAGUACCAGGAGAUGCUGAAGAGCAAUGAGCAGCAAGAGAGCGAGAGGGAAGCACACAUGCAGAAGCUGCAGGCGGAGUGGAGCCUGACCAGCGAGCGCCUGCGGCAGAAGGACCAGGAGGCUCUGGUCCGGCUGGGGGCCCAGGUGGCUGCUCUGGAGACGGCGCGGGACGUGGACCGCGCUGCCACCCAGCACAGGAUUACUGAGAUGGAGCUGGAGCAGGAGGUACUGCUGCGGGGGCGGGCCGAGGUGGAGGCGGAGCUCAGCAGGCAGGCUAACGACCUAGAGCUGGCCAGGGCAGAGCUGGUGAGCCAGCAGGCGGUCAGCGUGGAGAUCGUCAAAGCUCUGGAGGUGAUGAGAACCCAGAAAGAAGAGCUGCAGCAACAGGUGGGAGAGACCGAGUCAACUCUGAAGGCCAAGGAGGACGAACUGACCAGGGUCACUGAGCAGCUGGUCCAGAGGGAAGCAGAGCUGCACGCCCUCCAGGAAGAGCUGCGAGCCGCCGGUGCUACCAUGGAGGAGCUGCGGGCAGAGGUGGAGCUGCAGAGGCGGUGGGCAGAGGAGCGGGAGGCCCAGCUAGGGGUGCUGCAGCAGGAGGCGCUGGCCCAGAAUCAGCAGGGUGAGGUGGAGACCCUGCUGGAGCAGUCCCAUGCCCCGGCCGUGUGCCAGGUGGAGCAGAACGGCGUGGUGACCGUGGAUGACCUGGAGCUCGUGCAGCGGUCCAACCGAGAGCUGGAGCAGCAGCUCAGUGAGAAGACCAAGACGAUCAAGCAGCUGCAGCAGAGGCUGGCGGAGCUGAAGAGGACCUUGCAGAAGGAGCUGAAGCUGAAGCCGGAUGCGGAGCCCGAGGGGAAGGAGAAGCGACAGGAAGCCAAGGCAGACAGGCCGGAAAGGAGCGAGAGGCCCAGCCCAGAGGCCUCAGCCCGGGUCCCGUCCGGCAGCGCCCCUCCCCCGGGCACCACAAUCAGCACCUCCUCCACCGUCACAAACAACGCCAACCUCAGCAACGCUCACGAGAUCAACUUCGAGUACCUCAAGCACGUGGUGCUCAAGUUCAUGUCCUCCAGGGAGGCUGAGGCAUACCAGCUGAUAAGAGCUGUUUCUGUGCUGCUACACUUUACCCGUGAAGAAGAGGCUAUGCUGAAGGAAAGCCUGGAGUACAAGAUGUCAUGGUUCGGAUCAAAGCCAUCUCCAAGAGGUAUAGUUCGGCCAUCAAUUUCAGGAUCGUCUGCACACUGGAGCUGAGUUGAGGGUCAGGGGUUAGACCCCAAACAGCGGUGAUGAGACCCCAUCACCUCCCACCCCCCUCCUCACCCCUCACUCCCCUGCCCACAUCCAGGACGUCACCUCAUCACUGUGGCAACAGAAUACAUAUUUCCUUUUUAAACAAAAACUGAAAUACUUUUUAAAAGGGUACUGAUUUUAAAUACUUUCUACUGCUAACUGGUGUAGCUCAUUCUGUCCUUUUGGAAAUCAGUGCUGGGUUUUCCUUUUUCCCCUCCUCUCCCUCUGGUUAUCCUCCUCUUUUCCCUCUUUUCCUUUUUUGAAGAUGACAGAGGACUGUGCCUGUGACUAGGGAGAGCUUUCUCGCUGCAUGAGGGGGACAGAUCUCGAUUUUAAAUGGGGCUUUAGCUCUGUAUUUUCUUUGGUUUCCACUAAUUUGCAAACCUCCUGAUCGCACUCGCUGUAAACGUUUGGCUGGCAGGUGUUUCCUUCGCGUAGAAGUGUCCCACUCUACUUCUCCAUUUUGGCUACCACUUGAAGGCGGGUGGGGUGGUGAAACCACUUGAUGUCUCAGGGGAGACGCUUCCUUGCACUUCCCCAUCUGCCCCUAGAGCACAGACAGGUGGUACAGUCCGCUCACAGGGACUGAGUUCUCACAGAUACCAGUUCCUUUUCCAUGAUCGCCUCCACUAUCCGAUUGGAGUCAGACCUUCCUCACAAGGGGAGCCACAUGUCCCCAUGUGUGCCCCUACAUGUGCUUCUACACCUCCCCGUCGGGUCAUUGUGAGGUCAGACGUGUGGUUGAACCUUGUCUGAGUUAUUUUAACCACGCUUCAUUAAAUUCUCAUCUUUUCCCACUACAGCUUUUUUUUUUUUUUUUUUAUUAUUUAAAUAACGGUCUAAACUUGUAAAGCUACUUGUUGCUAAUUCACCCCCCUAUGCCCCAUUCCUGCUUGGAAGCCCCAACGGGUCAGGGAUACCUUUAUCCACAGAAGACAGAUACUUUUUAAUGUAAAGAAAAUCAUAUUGGAGCAACUACGUUGGAAAUGAUUGCCUUUACCUGCCUUGUGUUUGUGUAAAAUACAUUCCAUAUGACUAUUUAUAUAUCAAUAACUGUAUAUAAACAUUAAAUUUAUAAAUCACUGGGGUGUAUGUUACUUUUUGUCAGCUCUUACAGUAUUUUGUUAUAAUUAUGUUAAGUCAAUGUUUAAUCUGGCUUGGGCCUUAAGUAAAUAAUGAAUUUACUCCAUUGGCAAAUGUCUCCCUUAAACUUCGAGAAGGUACUGUUCACCUUUUAUGGUGGGAUUUCGCAUGCCUUCGAUUUAAUGACAGUGCCUCUGUGGAGGUCUGUAUUCCAUUUUCACAGUUUGAGGCAGUUCAGUGGCCUCUGUGCAAAGCAAAACGAUCAGACUCUUAAAUCAAAUAUACAUGAAGCUUUGUGUCCAGGGUUUGAUAGCAAAAUGACACUAAUCUGGAUUUAUCUGAAGGUCUAGUGAUAUAAAUAAUGAUGUAUGAACGAAUAUCAUGGCUGAGAUAUUUACCAGAACACUACAUUUUGAAUAUGUGGUGUCAGGCAGGUUUGAAUGUUGCUGCUGUAGAAAAUGUAAGGCAGAGCAUCUGGGCUGCGAGAUUCAGGUGCUGCUCUUUGUGGUCUCUGCCGCCAGCUGUGAGGGUUUUUAAAGGUUGAGUAGCAGAGUGGAGAAAAGUAAAAAUAUGUACCCUUGUAAUUGUACCUUUUAAUGUACAGAAAUGGACCUUGAACAUCCCAAAGGUACAAAAUCAGUGGUACUGAAGCAUCCAUUUCUGUACCUUAAAAGGCACAGUCACCUACCGAUAAGGGUAUUUGCAGACCCUUGAGGGUACAGACUUGAUGAAAAGCAAUGGUACAAAUUUUUUGCCUUUUUUCUGAGAACGCUGGAGGACGGGUCAGGCCCUGCCUGAAGAGCACUAUGAACACGGCGAGUCAGACUGUCUCCAGACCAGAUCUUAGAUUUUAAAUCUGAAAUUCCACUAUGUUGUCCACUAAUUCCGGUUCUUGGGCUUGUAUGUCAUGGAAUUUUUUUUCCCUGCCUGGGGAACUCCUUUGUGGAUGUGUAUGUUAAUUUGGGUUUGAUUAAAGCUGAGAAUUCAAACACCUCUG
Brienomyrus brachyistius is the source of this 5102-nucleotide messenger RNA. It is a transcript of the gene golga1, whose product is annotated as golgin A1. The transcript is spliced from 24 exons. Bases 392 to 2983 code for a protein of 863 amino acids. The record is from RefSeq and is a predicted model, not a curated record. Lineage: Eukaryota; Metazoa; Chordata; Actinopteri; Osteoglossiformes; Mormyridae. Gene Ontology annotation, cellular component: Golgi apparatus.